CCCUCGUCUCGACCACACAACGACUUCGUCCAAGGAGGAGGGUUCUCCUUCUUCGAAGUCGGCGGACCUGCUGUGAGACCAUUCUGCUCCUCCAUCUCACUCCUCUUGUGCUAUUGCCAGUCUGCACGCCGCCGCCCGACCGGAUCCCUGUCCCGCCACGCAAACCUCGACGGUGCUCCAACGCGUCCCGUUCAGGGUUCAGUGCGCCUCUCCUCCCUUGUGCUCCGUCCGAAUCGACUGUUGAGACCAGCAAGGCUGUUUCCACUGCAUCUUCCAUCUCACGGAAGGAUCACACAUGAGCGCCAUUGGGCACACAAUGGCCUCCAUGCCCCACGGACCUGAUGGCACCAAGGGACGUGGCGGCAGUGGGGUAAGCGCGCCCAGGACUCGGAGCAACCAAGGAGGGGGACGUGGCGGUGGUAGGGAUGCUGGCAGUGGAGGCGAGAGCGGCGAUGGCAAGCACAACAGUGCCCAUGGAACUCCAAGAGGCCAGAAUAUCAAUCAUCUUCUCUCCUUUACCUUGCCUCCUCGAGCGCGCCCUCCGCCGCCACCAGUCGCGAGAAGAUCUCGUCGAGGCGGGUACUCUGCACCCUUCAACAAGGAACGCUACGUCAACGCGCAAUACCGCUUCCUGGUCAAGCCCACUGGCGAUUACACCGCCUUUUUCGCAGAUGCAGACAUCUACUUGAACUGGUCCGACAUCCUGACUGUCCUCAUACCAACCUCUUCCGCCUUGUCGAGCGCGUCAUUCGCAUCCUCGUCGAAUCCGAGCAAUCCGGCCAUCGACACGCACGAGGGCGGCGCCUGCCCCAUCUGCCUCAGCCCGCCCACUGCACCCCGCAUGACAAAAUGCGGCCAUGUCUUUUGCUUUCCUUGCAUCCUUCACUACCUCUCCAUCUCCGAUGUGCCCUCCGGAUCCACCACUCCGACUGCCUCUUACCACGGCCACUUUGUUCCUGGCGCAGCGGGACAUCGAGGCGGCAUGUCUUCUACACCGCCGUCGAGCCUCUCGGUCCCCAAUACGCCACCAAAGUGGAAGCGAUGCCCCGUCUGCUGGGACUCGGUGUACGCACACGAUCUCAAGGCGGUCCAGUGGUGGGAUGCGCGGUCCAUCGCUCAGGUGCAUGACACUCACGAGGAUCGCGAUACCCAAUCCGAGCGCCGCAGCUCCAACGAACAACAGAUGCUUUCGAUGCGUCUGAUCGAACGACCUCAUCUCACCACCCUGGCUCUUCCCCAAUCUUCAACUUGGCCGCUUCCCUCGUCUUCGUCUUCAUCUCUUGAUGUCAGUCACGUCCAGCCUAUCAUUGCUCAACACUCGGCUCCUUGGCACUUCCAGCCAGACGUCAUGGCUUUCUGCAAGUUCAUGCUGGCGACACCCGACCUUCUCUUUGAGAACUUGUCGCACAACCUCGACGAACUAGAGGCUGAGCGCUCUCUAUUGACGUCCUUUGGUGGAGGUGGAAGCUAUGACGAUGGAGCGGGCUUGCGCUUUGUUGAAGUGGCCGAGGCCAAGGUGCGAGAACAGAUGGGCAAGGUCGAGACGGAGCUCAACACACCAUCGGUGCGCAGCGCAGUUGGACUGGCCAAGAACGAUUUAAAGGAGCACGAAGAGGUUGAGCGAGGAAAGAGAGAACGGGAUAACGAAGCUCUCAGCCGGAGAGAGAGGAAGAGGAGAGAGAGGGAGAGGGAGAGGGAGAGGGAAAAGAUAGACCAAGAGAGGGCUGGAGAAGACGAGGGAGAAAAAGAUAGGGAUGGAGAAGUAAAUGUGGUUGGAGAAGGUGCAGAUGCAGGUGCAGCUGCGGACUACAUAGCCUUUAGGGCCGUGUCUCAAGGAGGUGCCAUGACACCAAGACCCAAGGCCGGCGGUGACACAAGUCCGAACAAAGAUCGAAACGAUGCGCAGCUUGACGAUGGCGUUCGUCGAGAGUCUAAAUCGUAUGGGAGAAAUCGGCGCAACGUCAAUCCACCGGCGCCCUCCAACUCGUCCUUUCUCUACUUUCAAGCUGCUUCGGGUCAGAACAUCUACCUGCACCCGCUCGACAUCAAGGUGCUUCUUUCGGUCUUUGGAUCCUACAGCGCUUUCCCAAGAAGUCUUCGGCUCAAGAUCCAAGGUGCCGACGAAGGGAGUAUGAACGACGAGCUCAAGAGGCGAUGCAAGUACCUCGGUCAUCUGCCAAAAGGUACUGACGUCGUCUUUGUCGAAGUUGAUUGGGAGUCGAUGACGAGUGUGGAGGGAGAGGAGGAGGCGCUGAUCAAGAAGGCGACAUUAAAGCCGUACGAGCAGGCGCUGAAGCAACGCAAGAACAAGCGAAGAGACCGAGAGAGGCGAGAGGACCGGGCAAAGAGUAGAGCAGAAGAGGCAGCUGGAGUUCCAGAUGCGGCAGCUGCGCGAAUGUCAAAAGGAGGAAUUCCGACAAGAGGAACAGCCACCAAUGGCACCGCCUCUCUCCAUGGUCUUCUGCAUCAUCAGCACCAUCAGGGAAGCCCAGACAUUCUUGGAAGCAGCCUCGGAAGCAGCACAGGUGGCAAUGGAGCGCAGAACAGCUUGUCGGGGCUGGACACGUCCUCGUCUACUUCUGAUUCGCCCUCGUUCAGAGAGGCGGCCCUGUUUGGAGCCGAAAGAGAGUUCCCAAUCCAUCCUGUUGGCGAAGAAGACUUUCCAGCAGUGCCUGGUGGCGCGACCCUCGAUGAUGAUCGAGGCGACCGCGAAAGCCAGCAACCCCGGCCUGCGCAGGCAGUUCCCUCGAGAAAGGUCAAGACGACUGUCUGGGGCACACCGGCGCCGUCUUCCUCGGGCUCCUUUGCCAACGUUUUGCAUUCCAGCUCACGUGUGGGGCAGGCACCGGAAGAGGAAGGACCAGACUGGGAUGCUUGGCUAGAGCUGGAAGAGGACUUUAUCGUGGGAGCUAGGAGCGGAGGCAACUCGGUAAAGGACAGCAGAGGGCUGAACCGACAGGUGAGAAAGGGCGCCGGCGGUGGGCCGCAGGGAGUCAAGGCCAACACGGGGGUAGGCUCGAGCGGCGGUGUUGUGUCGAUAGAGGCAAGGGACGGGCCGGCUCUUGGCUUUGGGGAAGAAGACAAGAAGCCUCAUACACCGCCGCAGGAGCCGGGACCUGGCGCAGGAGCAGGCGCAGGAGCAGGAGCGGGCAAGAAGCAAGCAAAGAAGAAGAAGCUGGUCUUGACCUCUGGAGGAGGUGGUCGAGGGGCACGGUAGGAGGAGGGCGGUUUGGAAAGUAUUUCAUCAUCACUAUCGACAGCAGUAAACAGCAUCAUUCAUGGUACUUUUAGAAUCAAAUACAUGUUGAAGACGUAUGGACUCACGAAUUGGUUCCAGUGCGAUCAUAUCCCCUCGCUAGCUUGAUCACACACAAAAGAAA
Acaromyces ingoldii is the source of this 3380-nucleotide messenger RNA. RefSeq lists its product as hypothetical. Gene Ontology annotation, biological process: positive regulation of transcription by RNA polymerase II. The record is from RefSeq and is a predicted model, not a curated record. The transcript has 3 exons. Lineage: Eukaryota; Fungi; Basidiomycota; Exobasidiomycetes; Exobasidiales; Cryptobasidiaceae. Bases 317 to 3217 code for a protein of 966 amino acids. Gene Ontology annotation, molecular function: metal ion binding; transcription cis-regulatory region binding.